GUUCACUUCACGAAGCAACCUCCAAACCCACGGCGGUCCUUAUCCUUAUAAUUACUUCACCUCUUCGCGCCUUCCACUUUUCAAUCUCAACGCCAAUCUAUUCUCUUCUCUUGAUUCAAAAUUCUCUCUGUUCAAUCAUGGGUCCGACGGGGGACCGAUCCGAGAUUGCCUUCUUUGAUGUGGAGACCACUGUUCCGACCCGCCAAGGGCAGAGAUUUUCCAUUUUGGAGUUUGGAGCCAUUCUGGUGUGCCCUAGGAAGCUGGAUGAGUUGGAGAGCUAUUCCACUCUCGUUCGACCCUCUGAUCUCUCCCUCAUUUCCUCCUUAUCUGUGCGAUGCAAUGGAAUUACUAGAGAUGCCGUCAUUUCUGCUCCUACUUUCGCCCAAAUUGCUGAUAGGGUUUACGAUAUCCUUCACGGGCGGAUAUGGGCUGGCCAUAACAUACUGAGAUUUGAUUGUGCUCGAAUAAGGGAGGCUUUUGCAGAAAUUGGUAUGCCAGCACCACAGCCGAAAGGUACAAUUGAUUCAUUGGCAUUGUUAACUCAAAAGUUUGGAAGGAGAGCUGGCGACAUGAAGAUGGCUACUCUUGCUUCCUAUUUCGGGAUAGGACAACAAACACACAGGAGUUUGGAUGAUGUUAGGAUGAAUCUCGAAGUUCUGAAGUAUUGUGCAACUGUCUUGUUUCUGGAAUCAAGUCUUCCCGAAGUUUUCCCAGAGAACAGUUGGGUUUCUCCAAAUGCUGUUACUAGGCGUCGUGCUGCAAAAUCAUCCCCACAGGGGACUAAUGCAAAUAAUAGUGCUGCAAAAGCAUCCCCACAGGGGAUUAAUGCAAAUAGUAAUACUCGUUCGUCAAGUUCAAGGAUUGGUGGUAGCCCCAUAUCUCUAACAGAUCAACAAGGGGAAGCUCAUCCGAUAUUAUCCCUUGUAACUUGCAGCUCUGAGGAUGGAGCCUCGAAUCUGGUGGCUGACUCUGAUGCAACUGAAUCAGAUUCUUUUAACAUGGGCACUCUCAGUGACCAAAUAGCAGGUGAAUCGCUUGAAACAGAUACCAGCAUGGAAGAAGAACAUGCCUCGGUAUCCACUGAAGCAUCUCCCACAGAGAAUACUUCCACAAGUAUUAGCUCUGCUACUGAAUUUUUGGAGCCUGACCAGGUGUCUGUUUCGUCCAUCACUGCAUCUUUCGUGCCAUUUUUUCGUGGGAGUCAAAGAAUACAAUUAUCACACAAAGAUGACUGCUUACAGCUUCUUUGUAAUAAUCUGAGAGUUCGAUUUGGCAUAAGCACAAAAUUCACUGAUUAUGCUGGCCGUCCAAGGUUGAAUUUUGUGGUCGAUGUACCACCAAGUUUAUGCAGGGUUCUUGAAGCAUCUGAUGGCGUGGCUCAGAGAUUAUUCUCCGAAUCUGGCAGCGGCUCUGAGUGGAGGCCUGUGGUGAUGAGAAAGAAUGGCUAUUUCAACUACCCGACAAUGAGAUUACACAUUCCAACUGCAGUAAGUGGAGACAUGGCGAUUUACGCUACAGAGAUGUAUCAAAAAGAAGCAUCAGGCGGUGCACAAAGGCUGAUAUUCAGUAAAUUCGACGCUGUAGAGCUUGAUAGCCUGAUCAAUCCAGGAGGCAUCAUAGAUGCAUUCAUUUCCUUGGAUACAUAUGACUAUCAACAGAGUGCAGGCAUUAGAUUGGUAGCAAAAAAAUUGAUCAUCCAUUCCUAGGAAUGGGAGAUCAAGUUGUCCCAUUAUUGAACUAGCUCUGAUGUCGUUAUUAUACUUAGUUCACUGACUAACAUUCAAAUUGUCAAUAAAUCCCCUUUCAUUAUUUAAAAAAAAAAACAUCCUUUUCCAUUUGUCUGCUUUGUUUGAUUGUAU
Messenger RNA from Cucurbita moschata (crookneck pumpkin), 1859 nucleotides. Its product is annotated as protein NEN1-like. Gene Ontology annotation, molecular function: nucleic acid binding; 3'-5' exonuclease activity. The coding region runs from base 138 to 1706 and encodes 522 amino acids. The transcript has 6 exons. The record is from RefSeq and is a predicted model, not a curated record. NCBI's taxonomy places the organism in Eukaryota, Viridiplantae, Streptophyta, Magnoliopsida, Cucurbitales, Cucurbitaceae.